Molecule: messenger RNA, 1719 nt
Organism: Cooperia oncophora
Lineage: Eukaryota; Metazoa; Nematoda; Chromadorea; Rhabditida; Trichostrongylidae
Source: the annotation of a GenBank genome assembly
AUGUCAAUGAAAGUGCGCUAUCAGUGGACAGGCGAUCUCCGUGAAGCGCUCGCGAUUAGUGUGGAGAAGCGAGAAAAGCUUUGGAAGAAAUUCCCAGUAGUCAGCCAUGACACAGAAUUGAGGGCAAAGCUUUGGGCUGAAGUGGCCGAUGAGCUCACGCAGCAAUUCGGAGUUCUCAUUGACACCGAUGACAUGAAGAAGACGUGGAAAAAUUUAAAGGACAAUUACUGGAGAAUAACCCGAUUAUAUGAGAACGACCCCACGAAGCCCAGACGGUGGCGAUUCUACCAAUGCAUGAGAUUCAUGGAUAGAGCUAACGUCGACGAUUCGAUAACUCUCGACGGUCAGUCACAAAACCCGUCAUCUUCCUCCGACACCCCACAAACAAGGUUACAAAAAGCACGAAUGCUCAUUGACGGCAUAGCGAAGCGGUUGCGUAAAGAAGAAUACGAGACGCAAUUGAGCAGUUCCGAUGGUGGCGGAUCGGGCCAAGAGGGGAGCGAUAGUUGUGGUCCGCAAAACAGUCAGGGACGUGUACGCGAUUUAAUCCAAAUUUCUGUACCGGAAAUCGACCGUUUCAUCAAAACUAAGCAGAAACCUCUCACAGGUGCCGAGAUCUACUGCAUUCCCUUCGAGGAAAUCCAGGACGUGUUAGCUACCAAACUAAAAAAUAUUUGGACAAAAUUGGAGGAUAACCACAAUGAAGAUCAAUUGGACAGUCAAAUCGAUGCAAUACAUGUCUACCAAGCAGAAAACCUCAUCUCAAAGCCUUCGGAUAGCAAUGGAGGCGGUAUGCAGCAUAUGGUUAAAUACGAUAAAAAGAUGCGGACAGAAACCGACAAGGAAACCAGACUGCUCGAACUAAUUGAAAUAGCAAACGAGAACUACGAGAUCAACGAAGAAAUUCGCUACACAGUUCAAAUAUGCGCAUCUAUUCUACGCGGUGUCUACCAUCAAGCUGCCUUUGCACUUUUUAUGCGCCAGAACAUGCCCUCGGGCCAAUUACAAACCCUUGUUGAUGCCUACGACGAUUAUGUUUACAACAAUACCAAACCGAUGAACAAAGUCAUUUCAAAGGUAGUCAAAGGUUGUGAGCCUGAAAAGCAGAAGGCCUUUAUGGCUUUGUUCUCCAUACUUGAGAGAAAUACAAACUUACUCAGUCUCAAAUGCCCAGAUGAUCGUUGGGCUGAGAUUGACAACGAAGCGAGGAAGAACAUCGAUAAAUUGUUUGCAAAGGAGAGAGCAAAAAAAGGUAGCACAUCGCCUGCACUUCAGUUUAACACCAAUCUUAGCAAGAAGCACACAAGAAAAAGGAGAAAGCAUGUCCUUACCGAAUUGGGAGCAGAGGAACAGCGACGUUUCAUGCGCAUGCGCGCAGGAAUAGCAAAGAAACUUGUGGAAUAUGUAUCGGCAAUAGAGUCUACAAAGUCACUUCUGGAAAUGGUAGAACCAGAGGACAGCGAGACAAGAGAAGAACUCGAAAAUACUCUACGAAAUGUCCGAGAAAUGCAUGAUAAAACUAAAAAUGAUCAAAAACGAUUGGAGGCGCAGUACAAGGACUUCCAAAACCGAAGUUUUGGACCACGAAGGAAAAAACGAUAUGUUCCUGAAAGCCAGAGCACCGCUCAGGAUGAUGCACCGGUGUCCACGGAUAACGGCUCCCCUGAGCCAGAUCCGCAAUUAUUUGAUCACAUUGUUAAAUUAGAACCAGAUGCUUGA